GUUUAAUGUGGUAUAAACGAGUUGAAUAUUGCAAACGUAUAUAUAUUUUUUCUAUUGUAAUAACUUUUGUAUUAUUUUAUUUGGAAAAAAAUGAAAGUAAUUAAGAAUAAUCCAGGAAUAUUUUCAAUCUUUUAAAUACGAAAUUAUUUUAACUUACAGGUAAUUGAAAUGAAUGCCCGUGAUUAAUGUACGACAAUAAACCGCUCGCGAAGUUGCGACAAAUCAUAAACUAACAAGAUAAGAUACGGUCUCUAAAGAAAAAUAGAGACAGUCUUGCAGAAUUCUACUGCUGCUUGGAGAUGAUGGCCGUAUUAUCUGGAGUUGCUUUUUUCCGUUUAAAUAUCUCUAAUAAAAAUGUAAUUUUUUCUAAAUCAAGAUUGCUCUGCUCGAACGGAAUCUAUAAUCUAAGACCAAUAGCUUCAUAUGUACAUGUUCGUUCCUUAUCAGAUACAAGUUUUAAAGUAAAACCUUUGGAUCCUAUUGACCACCAUGAAGAGAAGUUUAAAAAAAUUCUUAUUGCAAAUCGUGGAGAAAUUGCUUGUCGUAUAAUAAAAACUUGCCGCCAGAUGGGUAUAAAAACUGUAGCUAUUCAUAGUGAUGUUGAUACCACAGCGCUUCACGUUAAAAUGGCUGAUGAGGCUUAUUGUUUAGGACCAGCUCCUACAGCUAAAAGUUACUUGAAUGUAGAAGCUAUUUUAGAUGUCAUACAGAAAAGUUCUACACAAGCUGUUCAUCCAGGUUAUGGAUUUCUCUCAGAAAACAUGGACUUUGCCCAAAAAUUGGAAGAAAUGGGAAUUGUAUUUAUUGGUCCUAAUUGGAAAUCCAUUGCUGCAAUGGGUGAUAAAAUAGAAAGCAAGAGAAUUGCAGCUAAAGCUCGUGUUAAUACUAUACCUGGAUUUGAUGGUGUUGUUAAAACUCCAGAGGAGUGUGUGAAAAUAGCUCAAGAAAUUGGUUAUCCUGUGAUGAUUAAGGCAUCUGCUGGAGGUGGUGGUAAAGGAAUGCGUAUUGCAUGGAAUGACAAAGAAGCAAUGGAAGGUUUCCGCUUUUCAAGUCAAGAAGCUCAGUCUAGCUUUGGCGAUGAUCGUUUGUUGGUUGAAAAAUUUGUAGAUAAUCCAAGACACAUUGAAAUGCAGGUUUUAUGUGAUAAAUUUGGAAAUGGAAUCUAUCUUAAUGAAAGGGAAUGUUCAAUUCAGAGGAGGAAUCAAAAAGUCAUAGAAGAGGCACCCAGCACAUUUGUUGAUGAAAAUUUAAGAAAAGCAAUGGGAGAACAAGCUGUUUCCCUAGCCAAGGCUGUUGGCUAUGAUUCUGCUGGAACUGUGGAGUUUCUGGUGGAUUCAAAGAAGAAUUUUUAUUUUCUUGAAAUGAAUACUAGACUUCAGGUUGAACAUCCUAUUACUGAAUGCAUUACUGGCGUUGAUCUGGUUCAGCAGAUGAUUAGAGUAGCUAAAGGCCAUAAAUUAAAAAUAAAACAAAGUGACGUAGGAAUAAAUGGAUGGGCUAUUGAAUCUCGAGUAUAUGCAGAAGACCCAUACAAGAACUUUGGAUUGCCAUCUGUAGGACGACUGUAUAAAUACAUAGAACCAAAUCAUAUCCCAAAUGUUCGAUGUGAUAGUGGUAUUCAGGAAGGAAGUGAAAUCAGUAUUUUUUAUGAUCCAAUGAUUUGUAAGUUAAUUACUUUUGGUGAAACAAGGAAUGCAGCUAUUAGUACUAUGAUCAAGGCAUUAGAUGCCUAUGUUAUUCGAGGUGUAAGUCAUAAUAUUCCAUUGUUGAGAGAUAUUAUGACUGAAAAGAAUUUUGUGGAAGGAAAUCUAAGUACAAAAUAUUUGUAUGAUGUAUAUCCAGAAGGAUUUAAUGGUAAGCAGCUAUCUGAAUCUGAAAUGGAGCAUCUUGCCGCACUUUGUGGUUGUAUUUUUGUUCGCCAUGAAACAAGAUCAAGACACUUUUUAAACCAACCUCAGCCACCAUUAGAGAGUACUCUGCCAGCUGACUGGAAUUUAAUCACAGAAAUUAAUGAGCGAAAUAUUGAGCUUUUAGUUACAGAAAAGAAUCAUGUAUUUGAAGUUACUGUAAACGGCAAGAAAAUCAUUAUUCCUGGUGAUAUCCAUCUCUCAGCUCCAGUUUUAGAAACUACCAUUGGAAGGGAACCUUAUACAUGUCAACUGAUUAAGCAUGAUGGAGCAGGAAAUUUGAGAAUCCGCUUUGCUGGCACUACAUUUAAAGUGAGAGUACUUACGGAAAUAGCUGCUGAAUAUGAACGUCUUAUGCCCAAAAAACCUGAGAAAGAUGUUUCCAAAGUUGUUGCUGCUCCUAUGCCUGGAUUGUUGAAAUCCAUUUCUUGCAAAGUUGGAGAUACUGUUGUUGAAGGUCAAGAAGUAUGUGUUAUUGAAGCAAUGAAAAUGCAAAACAGCCUGAUAAUAGGUUCAACUGGGAAAGUGAAAACUGUACACUGCAAGGAAGGAGAAGCUGUUGAGGAAGAACAAGUUAUCAUUGAGCUUGAAUGAAUAUUGGAAAAGGAUCAAAAGAUUUUCUCUAUCCAUGUGUACAACUAUAGACUUGAUACAUUAUGAUUAAAUAUUUAAAAGUUUAUAUAUAUUUUUCUAUGAAUCCCCUGAUGAAUAUUUUUACUAUGUUAUUAAGUGCAUUUAUACUUUUUGAAUCUCAUAUCCUAUAUUGCAGAUUAUUCUAUGUUUAUAUGUCAUUUGUGGGUGUUAUGUUCCUUUUAUAAAGAUUUAAUAUUGAGUUGCUAAUGCAAAGUUUUAUACAGUAAAUUUCAAUCAGAAUAUUGAAGCUCCAAUGGAAAUUUUACUAAAUCAUUAUUAUUACUGUAUAUUUGUAAUUUAAGCUAAUAUUUGACGAGCAAUAUUAUUCAAAACUCUACUUAAUAUUUCUAUGUAGAAAGACAUUUAUUAUUUUUUUUAUAUCAAAGUACAAUUUUUUAAUUAUUAUUAUUGGAAUGUAAUAAUAAUAAUCUACUUAAUCUGCUCCAUAUAUAGAGUAUAUUUAAGUAUUAAUAUGACAAUACUGACCAUUAUAAUAUUUGAAAAGAACUGACUAUAUAAGAAUUAAGAUGUUUUCGUAUUUGAUCAUUUAUUUUAUUUGGCAUUCAGGGAGAUUUUGCCCGAUUACAUUGUUUUGCAUUUAAUGAAAAAUUGCAUAAAUACAUUUAAGAUCUGUCACUUGCAGUAUAUGUCAUGUAAAAUUCUUAUAUGAUCAAUAAGAGAAUGUGUAUCCACAUUUUUAUUUUAAUAAAAUGUGAAUACACAUUCUUAUUAUAGUGUAAUAUGAUGUGAAUUAUUAUUCAGUUUAUAUUUAUCAUGCACAAAUUUGGUAGAUGUCUGAAAUAAUUUUGUUUGAAAACAUGAAUCUCAUAUGUAUUAGUUUUAAUGUUUAAAAAACUGUAAUAUAAUGUUUUAGAGCUUAAUCUAUAUAUGAUUACUUUUGUACAUGCUUUUGAAAAGCAAUAAUCUAAUUUUGUUGAAUUUACAUGUUAAUUAUUGAUGUGUGCCAUAUAUACUUUUACUCAAGAACAUUUUAUCUUAGUAGCUAGUUUUAUGUUAAUGUAGUUCAGUUUUCUUUUUAUCUUCUUAGCAUUUAGUUGCUGGAAAUUCAUAAAGUUGUGCAAUUAAAGUGACUAAGCGUUGUAUAUGUAACAAAUCGCUAAAUAUUUUGUAUAUGAUUCAAUAGAAUACUAUUUUUUCAUCAUGUUGAAUAGUUUAAAUGAAGAAAAAUCUGAUAGAUGUUUAUUCAUAAAAUAAUUUGCUAAAGAGUUUACUUUAUUCUUACAUGAGCUUGGUUGCGAGUAAGCCAUUAUUACUCAAAGUAUAGAUAAUUGUAUUUUUUUUGUUGUUGUUAAUGUUAUUAUUUUCUUAUAUUAAGUUUCUUUAUUUUCAUCUCCUUUGAAAUCAUAUUGUCAUUAAUGUGAAUUCUAGUUGUAGCUGAAGAACAAUCCAAGUUUAUAUGUUUAUGAUAACUUAUAAAAAGUAAUUUUUUGGGGAGGGGGGAGGAGAAGAGUGGUAGUUAAUUUUUAUUUGUUUCAUUUGUCCUUUUCUAAUUUUAAACCAUUUACAAAUUUAUUGUGAUAACCAAAUUAAAUAUAAUAUUUGAAGCUGAUAAUUUUAAUACUUUUUGUUUAUACGAUUGCAUACAAAUUGAUAUUUCCAUACAAUUUUUUGAGAAACUAAUUUUUAUAAUCCUAUAUGUCUUUAAUAUGUAAACAUAUCUCAUGUUGUAUUCAAGGUAAUUGAAAGUUUUGACAUUUUUUUAGGUAAUUUAUGCCCAAGCACAGUUUUUUUUAAUUAAUAAAACAAAAUUUUGUGUUUUUUUCAUGAAAGAUUUCAAUUUUAGGAAAUUCUUUUAAUCUAAUGAAAAAUACUGAUAUACUUGAUUUGAAUUUUUAAAGCAAAUGUAGAAUCAAUUUCUUAUAUCAUACUAUUUGAAAAGGCCAUAGAAAUAAAAAAUAAAAAAUGCUUUCUUCUAGAAUGGUAUAUAUUUCUUACUAUAGAAAAAAGCAUUGUUUUACCAUUUAAAAGAAUAAAAAUUAAAUCUCUUUUCCAUUUUUUCAUAUGAAAUCGUUUUUAAAAACCUAACUAUGUCAUUUAGUGUUGAAACUCAAAUAAAAAUAACAUCUAAUUUUUAUUAAUUCAGAUAAAGUUUGAAUUAUUCCCAAAAAGGUGGUUUUAAAAUAUUUUUUUUCUAUUUGAAAAAAAAAAAAAAAGGAAAAUAGAAUUUAAUUUCCCCUGGAUUAAAAUAAUAAUUAUAACAAUCUUAUCAAAAAUAGUAAUUAUAAAGAAACUUGUGGCACUGUUCUCAAUUAGAAGGCUUCUGUUUUUGAUUAUUAAAAUGUUUAUUUUAUUUAUAGCUUUUUACAUUUAUUAAAGUUAAAUGCAACUAAUAUCAAUUAUAUAUUUAGUUCGUCACAAUGGAAAUGAAUCUCGCACAACAUAAUUCCAUAUUUGGAGUUAUUGCUUUUAAUUUGUUAUUUAAAAAGUUUUUUUUUUAAAUGCUUAUCUGAUUUUGAGUGUUUUUAUUUGUAAAUAUUUAUUACUUUGUUUCUUAAAAAAGGGAGGGAUUAUGCUGAACUGGAAAAUUCUGAAAGCAUUAAAAAUAUUUGCUAUAAAUUUUGUAAAAGUAGUAUAUGUGUGACGGAAUACUUCGAAACCUUUUUUUUUUUUUUUUUUUAAUAUUUUUAUAUUUUAUUAAAUAGAUUUUUUUUUUGCCCAAUUAGAUUAUAAUUAUUAUUUCUAAUGUAUAAUUUUAAUAAUCAAGCUUAUCUUCCAUUUUGUGUGGCAUCGGUGCACUUUUUAAAACAUACAUACUUAAAAUAUUUCUACUUAUUUUUAGAAUAUUUUAAUUAUGAACAAAUUUUUAAAAAUUUCAAUAAUGAUCAAAUAAAUAUUUAAAAAAAAUCUGAAUUCUUUGCGAGAUUUAAUUUUAAAUCAGUGUCUGUGUUCAGCUUUCAUGUUUGUUGCAUUUAAAUGUGAAUAUAUAAAGGGAUUAUGCGAAUGUUAUUUUUGUACUGCAAAUACUAUUCAGUUAUAAUUAUUUUGAAUCAUUUGUUGUUUUUCAAAAUAUUGUUAUGAUAUUGAUUAUUAAAUUACUUUUUAAAGGAAACUGCUGAUCCUUUUUAAGUAUUCCUUAUGUGUUCAUUGUUUUGAGUCUGAACAAGUGCUUUUUUUUUCAUAAGACAAACUAUGAGCUAUAUAUAUUACAUGUUGACUUAUUGAUAUAAAUGACAUGUAUUAUAAAAAUGUUAUUGCAACUGUUUGUUAUUUGAAUAAAUAAAUUU
Argiope bruennichi is the source of this 5785-nucleotide messenger RNA. RefSeq names its product propionyl-CoA carboxylase alpha chain, mitochondrial-like. NCBI's taxonomy places the organism in Eukaryota, Metazoa, Arthropoda, Arachnida, Araneae, Araneidae. Gene Ontology annotation, molecular function: metal ion binding; ATP binding; propionyl-CoA carboxylase activity. The record is from RefSeq and is a predicted model, not a curated record. Bases 300 to 2501 code for a protein of 733 amino acids. Gene Ontology annotation, cellular component: mitochondrion. The transcript has 23 exons.